AUGACUUUCGGGUUAGCGCAGUGCCCCAGCCCCACCUCUGAACAGGACAGGAACACGCCCCUCUGCGCCCGCUGUGGAGCAGGGGGGCGGGGGACUCAGAGCGCAGCGGCCACUUUCCGGGCUGCCGCGGCUCUGCCAUCUGUCACCCUGGCCCUUCUCUGUUUGGACGGUGUCUUCCUCUCCUCGGCCGAAAAUGACUUUGUCCACCGGGUCCAGGAGGAGCUGGAUCGCUUCCUGUUGCAGAAACAGCUAUCCAAGGUCCUCCUUUUCCCCCCAGUCUCCAGCCGCCUGCGGUACCUGAUCCAUAGAACAGCAGAGACUUUUGAUCUCUUGAGCAGCUUCUCUGUUGGGGAGGGCUGGAAGAGGAGGACCGUCGUCUGUCACCUGGACAUCAGGGUACCCAGUUCAGAUGGCCCCUCUGGUCCCUGCUGCCCUCCUGCCUCCCAUCCCAGCAAGUUCCGUGGUCCCCGGUACACCUCACAUCAGGGAGGAGCUGCUGGUUCUCGAGGUGUUCCUCCUGGCCGGUGGCAUCGUGGAUGGAAGCUGAAGCCAGAUCAACCUUUGUAUGUGCCCCCCGUGAGACGCAGGCAAGAUGAACCGGUAGCACCCUCCAUCCCAGGCCUCAGGGGAGAGGCCCCAGCUGGUGGAGUUUCAGAAGAGCCUAGGGGGGCUGGGGACCCUGAAGCUGACCAGGCAGUUCCCACGUUGGUGACUCUGGGAACCGCGAAGAGCACUGAUUCAGGCUAUGCAAAUCAUUCACAGCUGGAGCUGGUUGACCCUGAGCCCUCCCAGAAUCCUUCUGAGAAGGAACAAGGGGUGGAGAGAGCCAUGCAGCAGGGGUCCAGCCCACAGCUGGCCUUGGAGGAGGAAAAUAGGAGUCAGCUGGUGCAGAGUCUGGUGGACCAAGAGGAAAAGGGAGAGGGAGAGGAGAAAGAGAAGGUGGGUCAGGAAGAUGAGGAUGUAGGCAAGCAGAAAGGGAAGGUGGAGGAGGAGGAGGAGAAGCCGGCUGAGCAGAAAGGGAAGGUGGAGGAGGAAGAGAAGGUGGAUGAAGAAGAAGAAAAGAUGCAUGAGGAGGAAGAGGAUGAUGACACCCACCAUGACUAUUUCAACGAGCUACUGCAGGAGAUCACAGCAAACCUGACUGAAAAGGAGAUCGAGGUAGAGAAGAUCCACCUAGACACAUCCUCCUUUGCAGAAGAGCUACCUGGGGAGAGGGACUUGGCCCACGUGGUGGAGAUCUAUGACUUUAAGCCAACACUCAAGACUGAGGACCUGCUAGCCAUCUUCUCUGAGUUCCAAGAGAAGGGGUUCAAGAUCCAGUGGGUGGAUGACACUCACGCCAUCGGCAUCUUUCCCUGCCAGGCCUCAGCUGCUGAGGCCCUGGCCAAGGAUUUCUCCAUGCUCAAGAUCCGGCCUCUCACACAGGGAACUAAGCAGUCGAAGCUCAAAGCCUUGCAGAGGCCAAAGCUCCUGCAGCUAGCGAAGGAGAGGCCACAGACAGAUUCGGCGGUGGCCCGCAGGCUGGUGGCCCGGGCCUUGGGACUCCAACACAACAGAAGGAAAGAGCUGCCUGCUGCCCCGAGUCUCCUGCCAUCUUGAGGCCCCACAGCCAGCUGUCCAGACUAGGCUGGGCCCCAGCCAUGCCUUUGAUGACCCAAGGACAGCCCCCGCUGGAGCUGCUGUGGGGCACGGUAGGCUUUUGUUGAGCUGGUCCCAGAAAUUGAGAAGAAAUAAAAAUUUAAGGUUGUGUUGAUUGCA
This is a messenger RNA of Chionomys nivalis (European snow vole), 1758 nucleotides long. It is a transcript of the gene R3hcc1, whose product is annotated as R3H domain and coiled-coil containing 1. The transcript is spliced from 9 exons. NCBI's taxonomy places the organism in Eukaryota, Metazoa, Chordata, Mammalia, Rodentia, Cricetidae. The record is from RefSeq and is a predicted model, not a curated record. Gene Ontology annotation, molecular function: nucleic acid binding. Bases 1 to 1599 code for a protein of 532 amino acids.